Messenger RNA from Mixia osmundae IAM 14324, 2306 nucleotides. RefSeq lists its product as uncharacterized. The record is from RefSeq and is a predicted model, not a curated record. Gene Ontology annotation, biological process: protein ubiquitination; ubiquitin-dependent protein catabolic process. Gene Ontology annotation, molecular function: ubiquitin protein ligase activity. The transcript is spliced from 2 exons. Bases 45 to 2231 code for a protein of 728 amino acids. NCBI's taxonomy places the organism in Eukaryota, Fungi, Basidiomycota, Mixiomycetes, Mixiales, Mixiaceae.
CGUGACCCCGUCAAAGCGUCGUGUGCGUUGCCGCAAGCGGCCCUAUGGAGCCACUGCGGGACGCCAAUGCGUCGGCAGUCGGCUCUUUCAUCAACAUGCUUUGGUCAGGAUGGCACAAGACAGGCAGCGCGCAAUUGGAGAAUAAGAUCGUCAAUGAGACAGUCAGCGAGGCCAUCGUCCAGCUCAACUCGACCGUCAAGACUGUGCUGCCCGAGACGACUUCGACGCGCAGAGAGGCGAUGAGACGGCUGAGCUACAUCGUCAACACGUUGCCUGACUCGGAUCAGCCUCAGCCUUUGACAUUCCUCAAAUCGGCCUAUUUCCCCGUCGUGAUGCUCAUGGCGAUCAUUAUCUCUCAGAUCCGGCAUAUCGUGCCCUCAUCACAUAGACGGAGAUUACAUCAAUUGAACACGAGACGGUACAAGUUCAUCACCAACGGGUUGCGCGCCCUAUCGUUGCUUGGCCUAGCUUGGGCUAUGCGCGGCAUUGUUUUGCUUUGGACGCAGCACGAUGCGGAACAGACUACUCGGCUGGCUCGUGCGAUGAGAAUGAUCUGCGGGUUGCCCAAGCAGCCUAUAAGAGAGAGCUCGGCCCUUUGGCGCGUCUUCAUCGCCACCAAUGGCUCAGCUUUAGUGGAGAACUUUGUCAGAUCGCUGGAGAACGACGACUAUAGAGGAUCGUUCAACCUCUUGUCCUUUUCUUACCUACUCUUCUUUCAUGGCUACACAUCGGGCGAUGAUCCAGAUCAGAGACCGACCGUGCCGCCCACACCGCCAGUCUUUCUACUCAUUCUGCUCACGCUAGGCGAAUUCGCGUGUCUGACCCUGAUGAAGAUGGCUCGUAAACGAUGGAGACUCUACAUCACGGCUCUCUUCUCCCUCGCAGGGCAAGCGACAUUGCUGUCCCUUGUCAUCAAGCUCGUCUACUUUGGUCACCCGGAUCACUAUCGCUCUGCGACUGCCCUGCUCUCAGCGGGUCAAUACGUCAAUCGAUUUAGCGAGACCAUUUUUCUUUUGAUCGGCAUCAUCACUGUAGCCAUACAUCUCGCCACACACUUUGUACUCGAAGACAGGAUACCCUGGCGCCAGGUUCUCCACCACCAAACUAUAGACCCCAAUGAUGAUUUUUACAUCACCAUUCUUCGAUUCGGAAUACACAGUCUCGAGACGACUGCGAUACUCGGCUGGCAGAACGAAGUCUCCUCGCUCAACUUGAGACCAUAUGCUUACGUCGAGCUCUCGAACGACAUUGAUUCCGUAGGCUUCGACCGAGUCACGGGGCAAGUCGCGAUGACUUAUGCUGAUCCUGCCGACCCACUUCAUGCCGCUCGCUGGCCAGAAGAUCUCAUGAGGGACAACAUAGGCUUUUUACCUCCCAUCGAUGUGCCCAGGGGUUCAGGCUUGGCCAACGAAGUCAAGAGGGUACAGGCGAGCAAGCGUCGGAGUGAAUGGGAUCAUGAGGAUGCCCCUAUGCACGUCAGCAUCCGAUACUGCUGCGCCCUUGUUUUGUCAUGUACAGCAACGUUGAGGAUCAUCAAUCGGAAGAUUGGCCGUCUGUUAAGGCUUGGCAACCUUGCAGGACGUGCAGACCGACUCGGCGUAAUCCUCAGACGAGCCGGUGUGAUCCCGAUCGGACCAGAGUUUCAAGCGCUGGCCGGAGCGCCACGUGGCCCGAAUGAAGACAGCAACGACUCUGAUGACGAAGACUUUGUGCCCAGCGACGGGUCCUCAGACCUGACCGAUGACGGCGAGCCAGACAGCGAGCCCGAAGACCACGAUCGAGCAAUCGGCCCACUCGCUCUGUAUAACGAUCUCCUGGCAGAGUCCUCAGGAGAUGCAGCCGAGCUUGCACCGGUCAUUGUGGCACACAUGACUGCAGCAAGCCAAACGCCGCUUACCCGAAGACGUUACGCUCGUCUGAGCCAUCGUCCAGACACAUCUGUCACUGCAAGCGAUGCUGCGCUCAGCACCGCUAUUGCUGCUCGUCGUACAAACAUGGCGACAUCGAUGCGACCCGGUCGCACUGAUCCAGAAGACUUUGACGAGCUAAGACAGAAACUCUGUGUGAUCUGCGUGACGGAAGCGCGAAGUAUCGUCUGCUGGCCAUGCCGAUGCUUUGCGCUCUGUGACGACUGUCGAGAGAACAUGGCUGGUCGGUACAAAGCUUCCGAACAUCUCUGUCCGUGCUGUCGAACAAGAGUCGAUGGCUAUUCUCGCAUCUAUAUGCCUUAGUGGCACAAGCAACAGCAAUGUAAAUGUACAGUCGUGUUGUGAUUCUAUUGAGCAGCUAUGACCGUAACGAGUGAC